This is a messenger RNA of Strongylus vulgaris, 192 nucleotides long. Lineage: Eukaryota; Metazoa; Nematoda; Chromadorea; Rhabditida; Strongylidae. The record is from the annotation of a GenBank genome assembly.
GUUGGCUUGAAACUUAUCGAAGGGGAAAUGGUCGAUGUCGUGAACGUAGCUCAUUUCAUUGAGCAAAUGUUGACAAAAACGAAAGACUACCUAGUCACCAACAACGAUGUGGACGUUAGCCAAUUUUCAUUAGAACAGUUUCAGGAAAAAGUUAGUAGCGUUUAUGAAAUCAAAAGAGGAAGAAUUGUUUAG